AUGGCCCUGGCUCUGCCGCUGCUCCUCGCCCUGCUCGUGGUCGCCCCAGGUAGCCCUGGCUGGGCACUCACGGUGGCCGCAGGUCUGGGGGCACCCGGGGGGGGCUGUGGGGUGCCCCCCUCUGCCUGGUGCCAGAGCUGGGAGACUGCCCUGCGCUGCGGGGCCCUGGAGCACUGCCCCCACCUCACCCAGAGACCCCCUGAUGUGGACACCUGUGCCAUCUGCCAGCAGCUCUUCGACUUCCUCCACCGCGUGUCCAACCAGUCGACCGUGCAGGUGGCAGUGGAGCAGGCGCUGAGGGCUCUGUGCCUCCCGCUGCCCAUCCUGGCGGUCCCGUGCCAGUCUGUGGUUCACACGCUCGUCCCGCGCGUCCUCUGGGAGCUCCAGCACCUCGUGCCCCGGCAGAUCUGUGCCAAGCUGCAGCUGUGCCAGGCAGAGCCCGGGGGUGCCGCGGCCGUGCCCGCCCUCGGGGUGAUCGGCACCCACCCGCAGGUGCCCGCGGUGGCCGCGGAGGCGCUGCCGAUGCCGCUGCCGCUGUGCUGGCUGUGCCGCACCUUCGUGGCGCAGGCCGAGGCCGCCAUCCCCGUGCCCAGGGUGGCCGCGGCGGCCACGGGGCUGUGCCGGGCGCUGCCGCUCGUGGCAGUGGGCGCCUGCCAGUGCCUGGCCCAGCGCUACGCCACCCUGCUGCUCGAGGGGCUGCUGGGCCGCCUGGGCCCCCGCCUGCUGUGCCGCCUGCUGCUCGCCUGCCGGGGCGCUGGGGACGAGGAUGUGGGGACCUGGGCACCGCCCGCGCUCCUGGAGACCAUCGUGGUGCGGCUGGCGGAGUGCGUGAGCCCCGAGGACUUCAAGGGUGCUGCCCCUCCUGCGCUGUCGCCCCCCCUGGGCCCCUGUGCCCUGGGCCCCCUGUACUGGUGCUCCGGCCCCGAGCCCGCCCGGCGCUGCCAGGCCCUGCAGCACUGCCAGGAGCACGUCUGGCUGUAG
Myiozetetes cayanensis is the source of this 981-nucleotide messenger RNA. It is a transcript of the gene SFTPB, whose product is annotated as surfactant protein B. NCBI's taxonomy places the organism in Eukaryota, Metazoa, Chordata, Aves, Passeriformes, Tyrannidae. Bases 1 to 981 code for a protein of 326 amino acids. The record is from RefSeq and is a predicted model, not a curated record. The transcript is spliced from 8 exons.